Molecule: messenger RNA, 1513 nt
Organism: Strongylocentrotus purpuratus (purple sea urchin)
Lineage: Eukaryota; Metazoa; Echinodermata; Echinoidea; Camarodonta; Strongylocentrotidae
Product: microsomal glutathione S-transferase 1
Exons: 3
Coding region: 94-561 (155 amino acids)
Cellular component (GO): membrane
Source: RefSeq, a predicted model, not a curated record
AUAUAGUAUUCUGUCUAAAGGUCGAAUGCCACAAUCCAGGUGUAAUGCCAAAUUAACUGUGUCGGUCAGUUGUUGUUUAUACAUUCUGAAAUCAUGGCAUCUGCAGCUUUGUAUUCAUUUGAAAAUGAAAUAUUCUGCCUUUUCGCGACCUAUACUUCCAUCGUUAUCAUCAAGAUGCUAGCAGUCGGCAUUUGGACAUCGAAAUACCGUUUUCAAAAUAAGGUAUUUGCCAACCAUGAAGACUUAGCCUUAGCCCGAGACGACAGUAAUAAACUCAAACCUAUUUAUGAUGAUCAAAAUGUAGAAAGACUUAAAAGAUGCCAUGUAAACGAUCUUGAAAACAUCGUUCCUUUCAUUGCAUUGGGCUUGCUCUACGUAGCAACAGAGCCUACCUUCAAUGCAGCUUCGCUUCUCUUCCGUACAUUCGCAUUCUCUCGAGUCUUCCACACCAUAGCCUACCUCUCACCCCUCCCGCAACCCUCCCGCCUGCUAGCUCAUGUCAUUGGGGUCAUCGUCAACGUUGCCAUGGCUGUUUGCAUCAUCAGUAAAGGACAGUUGUAAUGAUUAUAAAAAUAUGUAAUACCUCAGUCACACCAACCUGACUCCAGGGUCCCGGUUCACAAAGCCUUUUUUGAAUGCCAAAUGACAAAAAUCAGUGACAAAUCUGUUGAUAACCAAUCAGAAGCAAGGAUUUCAGUCGUUUGUCACUGAUGACAAGUUUUGUGAAACGCCCCCCCCCCCCCAGACCGAGGGUAGUGUCAUUUUGUGAUGGCAUGUACGUAGUCGAUCUCGUGCCGAUGUCGUUGGUGUGACUUGAGGCCUAAGGACAGUAUUCAUGACAAAAACGCCACUUUUUUUGUCUACGCAUCGUUUUUUUUUUAAUGAUAUUUAUUUUCCAUUGUUGAUUAUGUAUUGCUUUGUUUUUAAUGUUUCGCAGACAGUCGUUAAAUAUCAGUAGUAAUUGUGUAUUCAAAAUUCGAUAAGGAAGAGCAGGUUUCUCCCUUGAUUGGGGGGGGGGGGGGGGGGGGGUCGAUGUUAAUUCUUACCACCAUGAUAUACCUCUGUAUAAUUAUGAUAACUAUUUUUAUGUGCCUUUAAAAGAGAGAUGAUAUACCUCUGUAUAAUUAUUAUAACUAUUUUUAUGUGCCUUUAAAAGAGAGGGGGCACACAUCGGCUACAGUCCUGGAUACGCCACUGGAAGUAGACAAACCUAAGUUUGUUUUAUUUCAAAGAAGAUCAUAAGUUUAGGAAAUCAGCUGAUAUGCCUAUGCUUUUUUGUUCGUGGUUGAGUAAAGGGUUCGUGUUUUGUUUUGUUCGGUUAUACUUAUUUCAUUGGUAAAAUGUUGAGGAAACAGCGAGUACCCAUACGUAUAACAAACAAUAUGUCAUAGAACAGCAUUUCUGUCAGAGGUGACGUGUUUGCAAACUUAUGCCAUAACAAUGAUGAUGUGUUUUUAUACAGAUUACUUGGUAGUCAGAAAAAUAAAUGACUCAUUAAGAUUGUAUACAUGCA